AUGGAUGGAGAUCAUAUUAUUAGUGAUAUGGAUGAUGACUGUUGUUUCAAUCUAGAUGAUUUAAAUAAUCUAGAAGAGGUUUCUGAUCUAGAUCCUCUACUAGAUCCAAACGAAAUUAUAAAGGAGAUACCAAUAUAUUUAUCUCAACAACUUUCAAAUAAACUUUAUAUAGUUCAAUUCCCUGUUCGACCACGUUCUAAUCCUUAUGUUGGUAAAAAUACUCCACGAGAAGCACGAUAUAAACCACAAACGAAUAAACUUGAACUUGACAUUCCAUUACAAACCAAUUCUUUAUGGUAUAAUCGAGAUAGAGGAGAAGAAUUAAUGUUGGGAUUAAAUGAAAAAGAAGCUCAAACUAUAUAUGAUCGAACAUGGAAACGAGGAGAUCAAACUGAUGGAUUAUUAGAUAAACAAACGUUACAAUCUACAAUUGUUCCACCACAAGCAAAUUAUUGGAUGGGAGUGAUGAAGGAUGCACAAGUUUUGGAAGAAGAAGGAAAUUUGAAUGAUUUAAAAGGAGUCAAAUCUAUGAAUACUGAUGAUCCAGGUAAUGCAGCAACUGAAUCUAAUUCAGAUAAAUCUAUUCUUAAAAAACAUGCUCGUCCCAAAUCACAACAACGAGUAGGAGAAGAAGAAAUCUGGAUGAAAAUGAGAUAUUGUGAUAUGGAAUCAAUUGAAACCUCCAACUUAUUUGAUCAACUUAUCACUAUAAAUAAUGAUCCUUUGAUAUGUAAAACAGCAAAUAUGAAUGAAUAUCUUGAUAGAAUUAAUCAAAUAACCGCAAACAACCCCACCACAGCUACAACAUUUGGUGCAAAAUCUCAACCUAUUAAUAAUCCCAAAAAUCAAAAUAAUACAAGAGGAAAAGGUACAACAAGAGGAGCUAGAGGAUCAAGAGGAUCAAGAGGAAAGAAAAAUCAACGAGGAAAACAUACUUGA
Messenger RNA from Diversispora eburnea, 939 nucleotides. NCBI's taxonomy places the organism in Eukaryota, Fungi, Glomeromycota, Glomeromycetes, Diversisporales, Diversisporaceae. The record is from the annotation of a GenBank genome assembly.